AUGACCGUCUUCGUGGAUGUCAGCGGAAUGUCCUGCCUGGGCGUGGACUGCUAUGGUGGCAUGGAGGAGUACUAUGCCAAGCGGGAUGGAAAGGAGCCCCCCGUCAAUUACUACAGGCCUCGCAUCGGUAAUGUCGCACCCCGCACGGACGGCUGGACGCCCGCCCGGGCCAACACGCAGACGCCGCCACGCACGGGUCCGGUGAGCGGGCAGUGUGCGGCCAGCCCUGUGCCCUCGUGGCGCGCCAGCCCCAACAGGCAGGUCAUCUGA
This is a messenger RNA of Chlorella variabilis, 270 nucleotides long. RefSeq lists its product as hypothetical. Lineage: Eukaryota; Viridiplantae; Chlorophyta; Trebouxiophyceae; Chlorellales; Chlorellaceae. Bases 1 to 270 code for a protein of 89 amino acids. The transcript has 2 exons. The record is from RefSeq and is a predicted model, not a curated record.